CUUUUAUUUUAAAAUGAUAAUCUUAACUCUUACGUAUGAAUUUACCUAUCUAUCCAACUUCAACCAUCUUGUCCCUGCUUAUAUUUUAAAACGACAGUCUUACCCAUGAAUGGUUAGGAAUAUGGUGCAUAAAGCUAUGGUGUAUAACUUGCAUAAUAAGGUUCUUCCUUUUAAGUGGGCUUCAAAUAUAAGGCUUAAAAUGUCAAUUCUAACUUGGAUUUUUUUUCCACAUAUGGAACGAGUUUGUUGUGCUCUACAAAAUGAGAUCCAUUUUCAAUAUGUUUUGAAAAUUUUUGUUUCAUACCUCACAUUACCAACUCCAUACCAUAUGUUAUCUCCUUCAUUUUUUAAGUCAUUUUUAAAAAUAUUUGUAUUGGAGGGGGGAGGGGGGGGGGGGGGGGGGGGGGGGAGUUUAUCGUUAUUCUAAAACUACAAAUUUCUGGGGGAUACAUGUCCAAAAAAUACCACUUUUGUACCACCCUGAUAUAAGUGUGGUAUCUUAUGGUACGCAAUGUUGAAAGUCGUAAAUGACAGUUAGUAUAUUUCUACUAUUAUGCAUUCAACCAUCAUACAGGUUGGUAUGUUCAUACCACCAUGAUAUGCUCUUAUUUAAUAGCAAUCAAUACCAUAUGGUAUAGACUGGUAAUAAACGUUUCAAUUUUUUUUCAAAAAUAUAUCAAAAUAGAUAUUAUUUGAAGAGCAUAAUUAAUCUGAUUUAUCUAUGCAGACAAAUUUCAAUUCCGACUUAACAUAAAAAAGAAAUCGUCUGUUAAAAAUGAAAGAGAAAAUGUUAGAGACCUUCUACAAGUGAGGGAGAGGCACAUCAGAAUUCAGAUGUGACGGUUGAUGAUUGGGUGAUGCGCUCUUACUGAUCAUAUAGUUACAAACCGACUCCAUGAAUAUGUCACACAUGGAGAUAAAAUUACCCUUUCAAUUUUCAAUAUGGAUGGUUUUUAGAGACGAUAAUUUCGAGCUGACCCGUUUUACCAGACCUGUUUGGAUUGUUUUGGGGCAGGACGGACAUGGGUAUUCUUGUCAACCCGACCUACCCUGACCCGCCCCAUUCUUGACCCGUUCUUGCCUAAAUUACAAGUAAUCUUAGUCAAAUUACUUAUAAUAUUCUUUUUAUUACACCAUAUUUUAGCCAUAAUAAAGUUUUAAAUUAGUAAAAAUCUCAAUUUCUCCAAUAAUUUAACUACAUUUAUCUUAAUAUAGUUUGUUUUCUUGGUCUUAUAAUGAAAAUAACGAAUAUUUCUAAUGUUUUUCUAUAUAAUUUGCUUACCCAUUGGGUCGACCUGCCCCGACCCACGACCCAUGAUAAAUUAUCUGAUCAAAACCCGACCUGCCACAGGACAGGUAUGGGUAUCAAGAUACUCGCCCCGAACUUGCGCAUUGCCAUUCCUAAUGGUUUUGAUUUUAAACGGUUCAACUGUCUGGUCCGGUUCGAUUUUGAUAACUCGGAUAGCGCCAAGCAGCAACCAAUCUAGAAAGAGAAACAGGAGGGAGAAAGACUGAGAGAGAGGAGAGAGAGGGGCCAAAAGCAAAGCACUGGGCCUGAGAGGGAAAGAACAGAGGGAGGGAGGGAGAGAGACAGAGAGAAGAGAAAGAAAGAAACAGGAGAAAGUUUAGAGACAGAGAGACAGAGAGAGAGAGAGAUCAGGGCAGAAAUCAUCGAGUUAAAAAACCCAAAAAAGAACAAAAAUGUCGGAGCGAGAGAUAUCCCAAGCUCUCCACUCCCUCCUCCACGACUAUUCCACUUCCCAGUCCCAAUCCUCCGCCGCCGGCCCUCUCACCUCCAUGACCGCCGUCGUCCACCACCUCCAAUCCAAGCUCGGCGUCGACCUCUCCCCCAAGCUCGACUUCAUCCGAUCCCAGCUGCAGCAACUCCUCUUCCAGCAACCUCACCCACCGCCGCCGCCGCCGCCGCAGCACCACCAGCAGCAACAACCCUUUCCUCCUCCGCCGCCAUCUUACAAAGACCGUUAUGCCCCCCACCAAACGACCCCCAAUUUCCUCCUCUCUUCCGGCUACCCUCCGACGCACCAAACCCCCAAUUUCUUGCUCUCUUCCGGCUACCCACCGCCGCCUCAUCAGCAGCAGCACCACCAGCAACCCUUUCCUCCGCCCUCUUACAAUGACCGUUAUGCCCCUCAACAAACCCCCAACUUCUUCCUCUCUUCCGGCUUCCCUCCAUCUCACUCCCCCGGCUCCUUCAAUUUGGAAUCCCCUGCACCUGCUGGUGCUCCCCUCGAGUCUCCUAAGGAGAGUAAUAAGGGUAAGAGGAAAGGCGGGGCGGGUGGUUUGAACAAGCUCUGUGGGGUGUCGCCGGAACUUCAAGUUGUGGUCGGCCAUUCUACUCUUCCUAGGACUGAGAUUGUUAAGCAGUUAUGGGUAUACAUAAGAAAGCACAACCUGCAAGACCCGAGCAACAAAAGGAAGAUUAUCUGCGACGAUGCACUGCGUGUGGUGUUUGAGACUGACUGUACUGAUAUGUUCAAGAUGAACAAGUUGCUCUCUAAACAUAUCCUUCGUCUUGAUCCCGCCAGCGAGGCCAGUUCUAAGAAGCCAAAGGUAGAGGAUGAAGAACAGGAUACACAGGCUGCUCCAGCACCUGAACCUGAACCUGAACCUGCACCUGCACCUGCACCUGAACCUGCUCCUGCACCUACUCCUGCAGAGAUAGAGGAUGAAGACAAGGAGUCUCAAGACACACAGGAUGCUGCUGCUCCUUCUGUGGGGAUAUCUGAAGAACUUGCAAACUUUUUCGGUGUUGGUGAGAGGGUGAUGCUCCAGUCAGAGAUUUGCACCCGCCUUUGGGAAUACAUCAACGCCAACAAUUUGGAGGAUCUUGUUAAUCCAACUGUGAUUGUAUGCGACUCCAAGCUUCAAGAGCUCUUUGGCUGUCAAAGUUUCCCAGCUGCAAAGUUAAUGGAAUUUCUAUCCCGUCAGCAUAUAUUUAGGGCUUGAGCAUCUGCAAAUGGCGGGUUGCUUGCUGCUAAUUGAAUGACUGGUUAGUAGAUGUUAGUCUAAGUAUUAAUGAUCAGGCACUCCCUCCACCUUCCUUAACCAUGACGACUGACGGUUAACCUUUUGUGGAUAUAGUUAGCUGUUUAUUCAUCCCUUUGCAAAGAUGGAAAUAGUAAUCUGAAGCUUUCACCCUUAGAUUUUGAAGUUGGGAGGAUAUCUCAUCUCAUCUUAGUGUUGUUAUUUGGGUUUCUCUUAUCAUGUAAGGCAGUUUGUAGGUAGCUUCGUUGGUCUUGUUGGGCCUGCUGCUAUGACUCCUUGCUUUUGUUAAUUUGUAGGUUGGGGAAUAUGAACUUGGCUAGCUAGAUGUUGUACUGAAAAACUAAUGCACUUUAAUCUCAGCAAAACAGUUAUUCGUGGUAGUGUAGUGUGACAUUGGCUUUUGCUCUCUGUAAGCGCCUUUUCUCCUUCGUAUGUACAGUUGUGUGUUUAUUUUGAUAAGUUCAUCAGAUUAGUGACACCGAAACUUGUCAACUAUAGUUGGCUAUGUCGGACCAAACACACCAAGAGCUCAAUCCUGAGCUUCACUGUCUGCUAUCUCCCAUUGCGCCUUAUUUUGCUUAUCAAGUUACUAGGAAACUGCUCACCUCAUCAGCUCUUGUCGCAACAGCCAGAUACGAACUUCGACAAAGACAAAUGUAUUGUAAAAUGAUGCAUUCCUAUGGAAACUCGACUUGAAUACAUUCUACUUAUAACGAUAUAUGUUCUGUAGCCUUUAGACAACCACAACAGGUGUUCAAAAGAUAUCUUCUCACCUUAUGUCAGGUAUCCGAGGAGCUUAGUGUUUCGGCUUGCUUUUCAGGUCAUCAAGUCUGCACAUACUACAGAUUUAUAAAAACCUUAAUAAUCUGUAGAUCUUAAU
Molecule: messenger RNA, 3886 nt
Organism: Linum trigynum
Lineage: Eukaryota; Viridiplantae; Streptophyta; Magnoliopsida; Malpighiales; Linaceae
Source: the annotation of a GenBank genome assembly